UUUUGGUCGAAGAGAUUAUAAAUUGAACGAGUGAUCUGAACUCGCGAGUCUGAGCCCAGAAAGGAGUGAGGCAGGGAGAGGGAUGGGAGUUUAUUGAAAGGGCAGUUGCCUCCCUCUCAUCUGCGCAUGAUUCCUCCAUGCCCCUUCUCCAACCGCCCUUUCUUCUUUCUUCCUCGCAAGAAAGAAACUACAGAAAAGAAAAAAACAACAACACAUCCUUUUCCAUCGAUCAUGAACUCGCUCAGUGUCGGCAUCUGAAACUGCUGCUUGUACGUAGUACGCAGUAUAUUAUUAUUGUUAAGAACUGUGAAGAAGCUGUGAUGAUCAUAUGGACUUCCGUUUUUCUCCCUUUCUGGGCUACUAAUUUUGAGGCAUUUGGAGGACCCGAUCUGUAUCUUGGCGGGGCAACCCGGAAAAGGACCCGGUUGUUGCAGCCAUGGCGGUCUCGACUAUCCAUUUCCCUCGGGAGAAACAGAUCUGAACCUCUCAUAGGAGUUUUCUGUAAAUUCCAUAACAAAUUGAUAUUUUCUUGUAUGCAAUAAUAAAAGUUUUACUCUUAGGUAUAUCCUUUGAUUUUUAUGUAUAUACGGAGUAUUUGAUUUCUUCGUUUAUCAGUAGAUCUAAUACAGAGUAUUAGAUUUCUAAUACAGAGUAUUAGAUUUCUUCUUUUAUCAGUAAAUCUAAGUACUAUCCUACCAAAUUCCUUUUGAAAUUUAAGUGCAACUAUUUUUGUUCAUUUUAGCGUAAGAUGUAUUAGGUUGUUUUUACUUUGGACUGAAAUUUAGCAUUCUGGUUUGUUUAAGUUUUGUCUGAACUGGCCGGUAAAUGUGUGGGCUCUGCGUAUUUUAUAACCAUGGAAGUCGGAUCUUGUCUGUUUAAGGUCUGAUGAAGUCUGGUGUGGUUUGGAACUGAAAACAGUCCCAACAAAAACAUCCUUAAGAGUGCAGUGAGGAUUGGACAUAUAUUAUACUAAUCUUGAUGAAAUCUGACAUGUACCACCAUUAUUGCCAUAUAUCACUUAUACCAAUACCAAUUAUUUAAAAACUUAGCCGACAAAACCUGUAGCUUCAUAUUUGUUAUUUUUAAUACGUAGUAGUAGUUUUUAAAGUAAAAACAACCAACAAGAAGUUAUAACUCCAUUGUUGAAAGCUACUCGUAUAUUUUUGUGUGUUAAAUUUGAUAAUUGUUUACUCCCUCUAUCCCUUAUCUUUGUCCCAUUUUACCUUUUUCGCCCAUCCUACUAAAUUUCUUCCAUUCCAUAUUUGGUAAUAUUUGAGUAGUUACAAUUCAUUCUUACUCUAUUCACAUUUUAUAAAUUUAAUACCAAUAAUACAAAUUCACUUUUCUUAAUAUUUGCACCACUCCCUUUUGUUCCAAUGUUAGAUGGGCGGAAGUAGUAUUAUUUAUGCAGAAAAUGAGGUGAUAUUUUUGUAAGUAAAGUGAUUUUUUAGACUGCAACUUCAUUACCUGAAACAGAAAUGUGCAUAUAUUUACAUCUUUCUAAUUUGUAAUGGGAUUCCAAUAUGUAAUGGGAAUGACCAUUCUCACGAGAGAUUAACUAUAUAUAUACAAGUAUACAACCCUCAAGCCUUAUUUCCUAAAGUUUGGGGUUGGCUGACAUGGAUUGGAGAGCAAUGUAAGAUCAAUCCAGAUACACGUACACAAACAAUGAGGAUCACGGUAUAUUCAUCCUUUUGUCCUUAUUUUUCUGGGGUGAAUGACUGGAGGAUAGGGAUUGCAUAACUGGGUGAUGAUGAUAUUUAGCCCUUCCUCGUUCAUUCUCGGCAUUGAUGUGAUCCGACCCGUAUCUUGGCGGGGGCAACAAUCAUGGUUCAUGAGUGUCAUCACUCUCAUGAGCACCAUAUGUUUGCAGCCAUGGCGGAAUCGUAAAUUUGCCUGCCUGAUAACUGCUGGCUUUUCUGAACCCUUGUUUGGGUAAUCGAAACUGCUUUGAUUUUCUCCCUGAAAAUUCCUAUCAGCUUAUGAGUUGAUAACUUGAAGAUCAUUUAUUUAUUUAUUUAUUUAAGGUUCCACUACCCUUCUGAGUUCUAUUCUUAGGAUUGGUCUAAUGUUUUGGAUGAUGAGGCCUCUAUAUGAACUCUUAGACAGUCAGUGAGUUUUAAAGGGUGGUUGCUAACUGUCUUUGGUGUUCUUUUGGCUAAUAAUAAUCCUCACAUGAAUUAUUACUCUCUCAGAGUAUAUGUACACAGUAUGAGUGUGUGUGUGUGUGUAUGAAAAGGCAGUGAUGAUUCAUGCGACUAAAUUAUAAGGCAUUUUGAGAAUCCAGUCCGUAUUUUGGCGCGGCAAUCUGGGAAGCCUCAGUUAUGCAGCCAUGGCGGUUCGGUCUUCCCAUUGCCUGCUGGAAACACAGAUCUGAGCCGCAAUAGAAGAGAUACUCUUAUGAAACUGGCUUUAAAGUAUUAUCCUUAAAAAAUCAUGGGAAAACUAUCAAAUAGUACCCCGUACUAUAGUGAAAAUUUCGGUUAGCCAAAUUUUUGGGGCUGUGAUUAUUUUAUGCUCACCUAAUUUUUGGGGCAUUUUGUGGAUCCAAUCCGUAUCUUGGCAGGGCAUUUCUGGAAUGUCCUAGUUAUUGCAGCCAUGGCGUAUCGGUCUUUUCUUGGCCUCCUGGAGACACAAAUUUGAGCCUCCAGAAAGAAGUUGAUGAAGAAUAGCCCUUUUAAAAGAAUCUUCAACAAUGUUGUACAUCUCAUUAGAAAAGGAUGAGGCGCCAGAGGUGAGUUUGGUUUUUUUGGGUGGUUGCCCUCCCUCUGCUGUAGCCAAUGAUUUCCUCCAAAACAAGUAACUAACAACCCUCUCAUCUCCGAGAGAAUAGAUAUGUGCAGUAAUUUAUCAUCAUCAUCAUUAACCCCCACUUAUGGUGGGUGUAAGGGGGUCGGUUGUACGCAGCCUUACCCCUGUACUAAAGAACAGAGUGACUGUUUCUGGAUGACCCAUGGUGAAGAUCACGUAAAAAAUUGCAUGGACUGAUUGCCGCUUCCAAAUAAAGAAGCGCAGACAGUAUAAUGAGUCAUUUUGCUUUAUUUUGUCACAUUCUUAAGCAAACAAAUAGUGAGUCUUUGGCUCCAUUGCAAAUGAUGGAGUAAUUAUGUAUGUAUAUAUGUCCGAAGAGGCUGUGAUGAUUGUUUUAUGCAACUAAAUUUUGGGGUAUUUUGUGGAUCCAAUCCGUAUCUUGGCAGGGAAAAACUGGAAUGACCACCUUAUUGCAGCCAUGGCAGAUCGGUCUUCUGAUUACCUCCUGAUGACACAAAUCUGAGCCUCCGCAAAAGAGUUCAGGAAUAACAGCUCUUAAAAAAGAAUCUUUAACGAUGUAUAUUUGUUGUUUGCAGCCUUGGCUGUGUCAGUUUGUCACCAAUAUCUUAAUCUUUGUUUGCAGGCUUCUCUGUUUUUCCCUAUUUUUCUUUCCCUUGUCUUACCUGGAUGCAAAUGGACCCUGCAUCUGAGGCUGUGAUUAUUAUUGAUGAAAAAUUCAGAUUUUCAGUCUGGCUUGUAUUUUGUCGUGGCAGUUUUUUGCUUGCAGCCAUGCCAUGGAAGAUUUGUUUUAUUUUCGAUUGAUAGAGUAAAGGUUAUCCUGAGCCUCAUUUUACUUGUUUUCCUCUUUAUUGUUUCAAGAUUUAUAUAUUCAUGAAUCUUUCCCUAUAAUAUAUUUUGAAGUUGAACUUAUUGUUUUUUUUUGCAAGAAAAGUUGAACGUAGUGUUACUAGUGUAAACACCACAAUCCUCACUACUCACUAGUGUAAAGAAGAAAAUGACCAUGUUCACUUCAAAAGUACAACUAUAAUCACUACAUAGUAAAACUCAUACUACGUAUUUGUGUCCAUUAUAUCGAUAUAUUACUCAUAUAUUUGCCCUUCCUCUACUGUUGUAGUGUGGUCCAUUGAUUUCCUCCACUAUUUAAGAAUAUGUAGUCAACAACCCUCUUUAUUCUGUCAUGGUUAAUUUAUUGGGAAGGCCAAACUUACACCUUGAUGUAUAUUUGAGAUUUUAUAGAAGUGAAAGAAUAACAUAACACAUGAUCAUAUAUCAUUUCAAUUUAUAGUUUAUACAUUUGUAGACACAUUCUAUUUAUCCAGAUAUAGACUGAGGGUCCGAGGCAGAGCAUUUGAUAUUUGUGACAGUGGCAGCUUCACAAAAUGAGUCAUUAUCCGCUUUUAUGAACCUCCAUUUGGGUAAUCGAACAUUCAGUAAUUUUCACUGUCGGAAAUACUUUGAGUUGAUAACUUGUGGAGUAUUUGUUUAAACUUUCAUUACUUGACAAGUGUCUACAGCUUUGGUAAAUGAGUUAAAUGAAUCUUAGACAGGUAAAUGAGUUUUUUUUUAUGGUGGUUGCUCUCUGGUGUUUAUUAGCUAAUGACUCUUCCCCAUAAAGCAUGAUAAGUGAGAAGUUCCACAAGACAACACCCUUGGAGAACUAUGAGAAGCUAAUGGUGUGCUCCAGAGUCAUGAAUCACAAUCCUAAACUUGAAGACUCUUAAAGAGUUCUUCAAAUCUCUGUGAAAUUCCCAUUUCAAAAUACAAGUGGUCAAAUCUUAGGGAUGUUUUGGGGUCCUUGAGGGCGGUGACCCCUCUGAUAUGGAGCCAAAUUUGUAUGUUCAAAUAGAUAAACUGCCCUUCCAGUGUGCAAGUAGAGUUGGAGGAAGAAGAUAUGUUGUCUGAUCUCUUAGUUGCAAUGGUUUUCCAGUUAGCUCAAGGCAACUGAUUAUAGCAGCCUGGUGCUCCUUUUCUGAUGAAAAAGAUUUUCAAGGAAAGCUAUUCUAGAGAACGUGAAACUGUUUCCACUUACACACUUUUGGCUGGGGUUAUUAUCGGAAAGAGAUAAACAUGAGGGAGAUGAAUACACAGAUUUUUCAUAUUCUUGUUUUGGAUUUUGCUUCUUCCAGCUUCGAAGGAGUAAAAGAGAUCUGAUUUCUUUUGAUAUUGAACAAGAUUUCAGUAAUUAUUAUCCUCAAAUUAAUUGAAUGUAUAUGGCACACAUUUCUAAUAGGGAG
Cuscuta epithymum is the source of this 5006-nucleotide messenger RNA. The record is from the annotation of a GenBank genome assembly. Lineage: Eukaryota; Viridiplantae; Streptophyta; Magnoliopsida; Solanales; Convolvulaceae.